AUGUCAUCAACUGUGUAUGAUAAAAUUGUUAAGUGUGUCUCUGAAGCUCAAUCUGAUAACUAUGAUGCCCAAGAGAGGGCUCUCCAAGCUCUUGCUUCCAUCACCAAGGUCAGCCCUCAAAAUAGGAACUUGGUAGCUCAAUCAGAAUUAGGAGCAAUACAAGCCUUACUCAACCUCAUCAAGUCUUCCUCCUCUUCCACCAUCCAAGUUCUUUCUUUGGCCAUUCUCUUUAACCUCUCCUUAAACCCCGGCCUAAAAAGAUCUUUGGCAAGUAUGGAAACAAUUUCCCACCUCAAUUCCAUAAUUGCCUCAUUGGAAACAAUUUCACAAGAAUUAGGCAAACUAGCUUCCUCCUUAGUGUGUAGUUUGGCAAUGAAUGACAAGAACAAGGCCAAGUUUGGAGUGGCGGGUACGGUUGAGUUGCUCAUUGAGGCUAUUUCAUUAGGAUCAAAUCAUGACCAACAUGGUAUUGGUAUGUCACUAAUGGCAAAGCAUCACUUGCUCAGCUCCCUCGCGGAGCUUGUGCAGUUCCAUGGGAACUCUACACUUGCAGUGCGAUCGGGAGUUGUACAAACCCUCAUGGAUGUUGUUGAGAGCGAUGAAGGGGAAGAGCUUUCGGGAACUUGUGUGGCUGUGCUAUGUUUGGUAGCUAAGUUUGAUGAGGGAUUGAAUGAAAUUAAAACAACACAAUGGAUAGUUAGUAGAAUGGUGAAUGUGGUGAAAGGGAGAUGCAUGAUGAGUAAGGAAGGAGCGACGGAGAUACUUAUUCGGUUAUUUGAUGAAAGUGAAGAGUGUGUGAGAGAUGCCAUGAGGUUGCCUGAGUUCUUAACUAUCUUGGCGGAUCUUUCGGUUAGAGGAUCAACCAAAGCUAGAGAGAAAGCUUCUUUGUUAAUGAAGAAAAUGACUGAGGUAGACUUAGACUUUGGAUUGGAUUCCUAUCAUCCUAUGUAG
Cannabis sativa is the source of this 951-nucleotide messenger RNA. Its product is annotated as U-box domain-containing protein 11-like. The transcript has a single exon. Gene Ontology annotation, molecular function: protein binding. Lineage: Eukaryota; Viridiplantae; Streptophyta; Magnoliopsida; Rosales; Cannabaceae. The record is from RefSeq and is a predicted model, not a curated record. Gene Ontology annotation, cellular component: nucleus; cytoplasm. Bases 1 to 951 code for a protein of 316 amino acids.